Messenger RNA from Bombyx mandarina (wild silkworm), 543 nucleotides. Its product is annotated as chorion class CB protein M5H4. Gene Ontology annotation, biological process: chorion-containing eggshell formation; multicellular organism development. Gene Ontology annotation, cellular component: egg chorion. Lineage: Eukaryota; Metazoa; Arthropoda; Insecta; Lepidoptera; Bombycidae. The record is from RefSeq and is a predicted model, not a curated record. Gene Ontology annotation, molecular function: structural constituent of egg chorion.
AUGGACGGGAAAGCUGUCUUUGUCCUCAGCUUACAAGCUUUGUUUGUACAGGUGGUAAUGUGCAUCGGCCCUUACAACCCAGUUUUCGACGACAGUUUUAACUGCUUCCCGUUUGGCGGCGUCCCACCUUUUGAUACCGGUUUUGGCCCACUGGACGGUCCCUACCCUGGCUGUGGAUUCGGGCCACUGGCUUCAUCUAUCAUCGCUCCACCACCAGGCAUAGCCGCAGGAUACAACGGCCUACUGCCAAUAUCGGUUGCCCCACCCACACUCCCUCAAGCCAGCUUAUCGGUUUUGUCAGAGAACGUAAUCGAAGGUGUUGUGAAAGUUGUAGGACAGUUACCGUUUAUUAGUUCGAUAGCUAUGUCCGGAGAGUUUCCUACCACCGGCACUGGAGAAGUAGCGUAUGGGUGUGGCGAUACAGCGGUGAUCAUCAAUGAAGCACCAGGGAUUGCGACUGUCUUAGAUUAUGCGCCUAUACCUUACAAUUUUGACGAUGUAGGCUACAGAACACCAGGCUGCGGCUUUGGCCCGUACCAUUAA